This is a messenger RNA of Chelonoidis abingdonii (Abingdon island giant tortoise), 1843 nucleotides long. It is a transcript of the gene CHMP7, whose product is annotated as charged multivesicular body protein 7. Lineage: Eukaryota; Metazoa; Chordata; Testudines; Testudinidae. Gene Ontology annotation, biological process: late endosome to vacuole transport via multivesicular body sorting pathway; vesicle budding from membrane. The record is from RefSeq and is a predicted model, not a curated record. Gene Ontology annotation, cellular component: cytoplasmic side of plasma membrane; multivesicular body; ESCRT III complex.
GGCUGCGGGGUGAAGAGGGGGGAUAGGCCGCGCUGGGAGCCGGGGGCUCGCGUAGAUGUGCUCGCCGGCGGAGACGCUUCCCGGGCCGGCCCCGGAGGGGGACCUGCCCCCGGAGUGGGAGUCGGACGAGGAGCGUAUGGCCUUCCUAUUCUCGGCCUUCAAGCAGAGCCGGGAGGUGAACAGCACCGAGUGGGACAGCAAGAUGGGCUUCUGGGCCGAGCUGGUGCUGGGCCGGGGCCGCCGCCGGGGGGCGGUGCGGACCUGCCUGCGGGAGCUGCAGCAGGCCUUCGAGCGCCGCGGCAGCGUCCCGCUGGGGCUGGGCACCGUGCUCCGCGAGCUGCUCAGACGUGGCAAACUGCAGAGGGAGUCAGACUUCAUAGCCAGUGUAGACUGCAGCUGGAUCUCAUGGGGUGUGGGAAUCUUCAUUCUGAAGCCCCUGAAGUGGACCCUGUCAAGUGUGCUGGGUGACAGUAAAGUGCCUGAGGAGGACGAAGUGCUGAUUUUUGUGGAGCUACUUCAGGAAAAGGCAGAGGAAGUGUAUCGCCUCUAUCAGAAUUCUGCACUCUCUUCCCACCCUGUUGUUGUCCUCUCAGAAUUGCGCUCACUCUGUGCCAGCAUAUGUCCGGAUGAGAGGACAUUCUAUCUACUGCUGCUCCAGCUGCAGAAGGAAAAGAGGGUCACGGUCAUGGAGCAGAAUAGAGAAAAGAUAGUGAAGUUUGCCCGAGGUCUGCAUGCCAAAGUAUCCCCAGUGAAUGAUGUGGACAUCGGGGUCUAUCAGCUGAUGCAGAGUGAGCAGUUGCUAUCACAGAAGGUGGAGUCCCUUUCCCAAGAAGCAGAGAGGUGUAAAGAAGAUGCCCGGAGCGCUUGUAGAGCUGGCAAAAAGCAGUUGGCACUGAGAUAUUUGAAGUCCAAGCGAAGGACAGAGCGGCGAAUUGAAGAGCUCCUUUCCAAGCUGGAUGCAGUUCAGGGCAUCUUGGAUCGUAUAUAUGCUUCUCAGACAGAUCAGAUGGUGUUCAAUGCCUACCAGGCUGGAGUAGGAGCUCUGAAACUGUCCAUGAAAGAUGUCACUGUGGAGAAGACAGAGAACCUGGUGGAUCAGAUUCAAGAGCUUUGUGACACCCAGGAUGAAGUCGUUCAGGCUCUGGCAGGAAUGUCGAUCAAUGGCUUGGCAGAGGUUGACAGUGAAGAACUUGAGAAGGAACUGGAUAGUCUCCUUCAGGACUCCACUAAAGAGCCUUUGGACCUGCCUGCUGUUCCCCAGAAGCCUCUACUUCCCAGCAUCUCUGAUAUUGAGCUUGAAGCAGAGUUGGAGAAGAAGGAUGGAGGUUUGGCACAAAAGACUGCUUCCAAAUAUUCUGAACCCAAAAGAGCUCUGGGACUGGGUCUCUAACAGCGUCCUGCUGCUGUAAUUUGAGAAGUUGUCUUAAGCUUGCUUAACUAGUGACCGUAACUUUCAAAAGUAACUUUUGGAGUGUGGGCUAAUGCCCCCCUCUUUACCGGAUAUCACUUCGCCAAACGACAGGAUCUACUGCCAUGACAAUCCACCCUUUCUGGAACUGAUCCUAUCUGGUGUUGCUGUCGUCUCUUUAGUGUCAAUAUCUACACUGUUCUCAGUUUGACUUGUUAUCCCAAGUCACCUACAAUGUUCACUCUUGCCAAUGAGCUCUGUCUUCCCUGCAGGAUUACAAUUCCUGAGCUCACCUACUUCAUAACAAUCCUCAGUUUUGCUAAGGCCAGCAUUGAGGAGACCCUGAAACGCAGUAGGAUCACAGCUGCUUGACCUCUGGCUGUUUGUGUGGUUGUGUAAAACAUUUGGCACGUAACAUAGGUACUGUUCUUGACA